Messenger RNA from Gallus gallus (chicken), 2454 nucleotides. It is a transcript of the gene ING4, whose product is annotated as inhibitor of growth family member 4. Gene Ontology annotation, cellular component: nucleus. Gene Ontology annotation, biological process: positive regulation of apoptotic process; regulation of DNA-templated transcription. The record is from RefSeq and is a predicted model, not a curated record. NCBI's taxonomy places the organism in Eukaryota, Metazoa, Chordata, Aves, Galliformes, Phasianidae. The coding region runs from base 836 to 1630 and encodes 264 amino acids. The transcript has 8 exons.
AGUGUGUCGGGGCCCAAGAUGGCGGCGGGGAUGUACCUGGAGCACUACCUGGACAGUAAGAGCUGCCGGGGCGGGGCCGAGGGCCGCGGCUGAGGAUGGACAGGCAGACCGUGCCUCGGGGCGGGGACUGAUCCCUGCCUGGGCCCUGACCGAACCGAGGCUGCCCCGAGCCCCGCGGGUGGCAGCGUUGCCCGGUUGCCCGGUGCCUGGCUGUGAGGCUUCCCGUAGCUGUGAGGGCUCCCGGCCGCGCUCCCUUCCUCCUUCCCUCUUCCUUCCCUUGUUGCCGCGCAGAGGCGUCCUGGGCCUGCGACAGGGGCUACGACUGCUCGCUUAGAGCUUGCCGCCGGGGCAGGGCUCAGCGGGGCUUCCUCGGGAGCCCGGCCCUGCUCCGGCCGAGGGGGUGCGGCGCCGCACUAUCUGGCUUGUCGUGGGGAAGCUGCCGGCUGCUGCUCCUUGACCGCACGGCUUCGGGAGCCUUCCUGGGUUCGGUGGUGCCGCAGCGAUGGUGGAAUGAAGCCGGGGGCAACUUUUGUCUGUAGGGAGAUAGUUACACUGCAGCUGCCUUCACUGACAUUUUAAAAAUACAGCCUUAUUUUGGUGUGAUGAAAGAGCUCUGUAGAUACUGGUGGUGUCGGUAAUGCUAAUAGAGCCCUUCUAUGAUACUGCACUCCUUUAAAUCGCAUAUAACUUUAUCAAAUUAUGUCCUCUGGGGGGUGAGACUUAGAAUAUAAGUAUAUUCCUCCUCCUCCGUGUUCUUAAAAUAGACAAGUAAACUGAUUGGAGGAGUUGUUCUUGAAGAAAUGUACUCAUGGGUUAAGAUUAGGUCCCGUCUUUGAUGAAUGCAGUUUUCACAUUUUCUGAUUUGAUGUCAGCACUGGAGAUGGAAAAGUUUGGUGUGUUACAGCAUGCUAUUACUGGUAUUGAGAACCUGCCUUUUGAACUGCAGAGAAACUUCCAGCUCAUGCGAGAUCUGGAUCAGAGAACAGAAGACCUCAAGUCGGAGAUCGAUAAGUUGGCCACGGAGUAUAUCAGCAAUGCACGGACUUUGUCGUCAGAGGAAAAACUGGGGCUUCUCAAGCAAAUCCAGGAGGCGUACGGGAAAUGCAAAGAAUUUGGGGAUGACAAGGUUCAGCUGGCUAUGCAGACCUAUGAGAUGGUCGAUAAGCACAUCCGGAGGCUGGACACAGAUCUUGCUCGCUUUGAAGCAGACCUGAAGGAGAAGCAGAUAGAAUCGAGUGACUAUGACAGUUCUUCCAGCAAGGGCAAGAAGAAGGGCCGAGCCCAAAAAGAGAAGAAAGCUGCACGUGCACGCUCUAAAGGGAAGAAUUCUGAUGAGGAGGCACCAAAGACUGCCCAAAAGAAACUAAAGCUUGUCCGCACUAGCACAGAAUAUGGGAUGCCUUCAGUCACAUUUGGAAAUGUGCACCCUUCAGAUGUAUUGGAUAUGCCUGUGGACCCCAAUGAGCCUACUUACUGCCUUUGCCACCAGGUUUCCUAUGGGGAGAUGAUUGGCUGUGACAACCCAGAUUGCUCCAUCGAAUGGUUUCAUUUUGCCUGUGUGGGUCUGACAACAAAACCAAGAGGAAAAUGGUUCUGCCCUCGCUGUUCCCAGGAGAGGAAGAAGAAGUAAAAUCCCAUGAGCCUUGAAUACUGCUGCAGGAGCUGUCUUUCCCCUGCCAGGGCCUCGUCACAGCUCCCCCAGCCCUUGGGACCUUGGCUAGGGGAAGUCUUGCCCUGUUUGUGGUUUGGGCCAUCCCUGGAAUGGUGUGUACCCUCACGGCAGUUCCAGUGUGUUCUGUAUCCCUGGCUGCUUCCAAAUCCCUAAGGGAGGCCCUCUCUGUGUACUAUUCCAAACAGGUCUCUGAACCUCAAAGGGAGUGAAUGAGGGCACCAGGGUAGCCACCAGAUUCCCAGGGAUUCAGGUAGCCCCUGAUUUUCCUUGGCUUUCCUUCAGCCUCCUCAGAGUUCAUUGCCUACUCUCUGCUGAGAGAACAAGGCUAUGGGAUGGGGGAAGGAGGUAAGUCUUCAGCAUUUUAGGUCUUCUAUUUUCCUGGAUCUUUUUCAGGAGAGAGGGAGUAACCAGGCCACUGCUUAAUCUAGUAGCUUGGUUGAGAGACUGAAAACUUAAUGAACUCCCUAUCUUUAAUCAUUCCACUACUUUGUCUGGCAUUGAGCAGCCUCUUUUGUUGGGGCAAGGAGGAAGAAGGAGUGUUUAGAGGUAGCUUUCUGUCUUACUCCUGGGGUAAACCUGCUGGCCUGGGAAGCACAUUGUAUGAAGGAAGAAGAAUUUCUGGCCGUGUGGUGAGAAACGGUUUGAUCUAGCCUGUCUUCUGGCUCCAGAAUUCUCCCUCCCUUUAGUACAGUGGGGCUUCUCCAUUAUGUUGAUGGUGGAAAGCUCGGGGAUCCAAAUCCCACUUGUAUACUAUAGAAUUAAAUAAAAUUCAUUCAAACAAA